UUGAAAAUUAAAAAAAAAAAACAUAACGAUGGCUUCGUCUUCAUCUUCUCGCUUCAAGAAACCUUCUUCUUCGGAAGCUAAACGCUUAACUAGUAGACAAGAGAAUGUCUUCAAGAAAGCUAGCGAGCUUUCAAUUCUCUGCGGAGUCGAAGUCUGCGUCAUAUACUAUGGAUCAUACGGAGAGCUCAAAACAUGGCCUGCAGACAGAGAGAAGGUCAAAGACAUGGCUCGAAGGUACAGUGAAUUAAGCGAGACGCAGCGAAGCAAAAAACAAUAUGAUCUUCGCAAGGUUCUUGAAAGUAUCAAGAAGGAUGAUGAGUCCAAGAAGAAAAAGACGAAGACGAAGAAGAGAGCGAAACUUGGAUCUCAUUACAAGUAUCCAGAUUGGGAUCCGAGGUUUGAUAAUUACUCUGCAGAAAAGCUCGAGGAGCUGAUUAUGUCCUUGGAACGUAGUCAGACCAUGAUGCAACGUAGGCUUGGAGCUGUUGUUGAAGCUCAAACACAGAAGAGGAAUAUGCAUUACACCAACAUGGCUCGUCAAGAACAGAUGAUGAUUCAACAACGUCCGAACCAAGCUUCCAUGGAUCUGUUUAACCCUAGGAUCAGUACUUUAUCGCAAAGCCAAGCCUCGACAUCAGCUUCUAACCAAGCGUAUUCUCUGGCUCCGGAUCCACUGACGAUAUACCAGGAUCCGUGUAUGGAGGAGAUGUACUCUAGGUUACUUGGGUCACAAGAAACUGGAAUGAAUGAGGUUUUUAACACGAGUAUGUUUCCCUACAACAGCUUCAACUCCAACUGUGUUAAUGUUCUCCCAAACCAGCUUUAUCAGAAUUGUUUCAAUGUGAACAAUCCCUAUGGGGUUCAAGAAACUGGGACUAAUGGGUUGCAGCAGAACAUGGACAUGUACGGCUACAACAGCAACACCAAUGGUUAUCCGCAUCAGCUUUUUCAAACACCAUCGGUUUAUCAGUACAUGGAUCGGUCAACACAGGAUGUCAAGCCUCUCUAUCAGAUUUGAUCUCUGUCAAUCUCUUAAAGAUUAUAGAAACAUAUUCUUAUAUAUAUACUUUGCAUGAUGAUGCAACUAUCAGUUU
Raphanus sativus (radish) is the source of this 1094-nucleotide messenger RNA. Its product is annotated as agamous-like MADS-box protein AGL103. NCBI's taxonomy places the organism in Eukaryota, Viridiplantae, Streptophyta, Magnoliopsida, Brassicales, Brassicaceae. The transcript has a single exon. The record is from RefSeq and is a predicted model, not a curated record. Gene Ontology annotation, biological process: positive regulation of transcription by RNA polymerase II. The coding region runs from base 29 to 1018 and encodes 329 amino acids. Gene Ontology annotation, molecular function: protein dimerization activity; cis-regulatory region sequence-specific DNA binding; DNA-binding transcription factor activity, RNA polymerase II-specific.